Molecule: messenger RNA, 1344 nt
Organism: Ascochyta rabiei
Lineage: Eukaryota; Fungi; Ascomycota; Dothideomycetes; Pleosporales; Didymellaceae
Exons: 2
Coding region: 1-1344 (447 amino acids)
Biological process (GO): inositol phosphoceramide metabolic process; sphingolipid biosynthetic process
Cellular component (GO): inositol phosphoceramide synthase complex
Molecular function (GO): inositol phosphoceramide synthase activity
Source: RefSeq, a predicted model, not a curated record
AUGGGUAUAGGUGCGGUUGCCGAGCCACUUGUUGUGGUAACCCUACUCUUUGGAGGCGCCUGGGUCAAUCGCAACAAAGAGUACAGACUGUUCGACCGACAGAGAGAAUCGCCAUCGUCCUCUCGGUCGACGUCGCCAGGGUCUGAAUCAGGACGUUCUUCGGUAUCGUCGAGCGCAUCGUUGUUGGCCAAUAUCGACGAAGUACCGAAAUGGCGGACACGUGAGCUUCGGUUAUUCGGUCUCCGGACUGCGGUCACAUCGCCAAACUCUAGGCGAUUCAAAGACUAUUUCCUCAGCCGACUUCUCAGGAAAUUGCCCUUCCUGGUUGAAGUCUGGUAUUGGGCACUGAUCUACUGGGUCUACCAACUAGGCCGUGCCUUCAGCGCCGUUACUAUGCUCGAAGGCACUGUGAACGUCGCCCGCCGCCACGCCCUACAGCUAAUUCACCUCGAGCAACGCCUACACGUAUUCUGGGAGCUUUCGGUCCAACACUGGUUCCUCCAGCAUCCAGUACUCCUUCACUGGACAAAUCGGACAUACUCGUUCAUUCACAUACCCGGCACAAUCCUCUUCCUUGUGUUCCUCUUCUUCUACACCACCAUGCAAAACCGCAUUGAGCUCCCGUCCUACCACCAGCGCAACCACAAAUCGCUCUCCCCUUCGCGCAACGAACCCCACGGCAGCCCCGCAGGCCCGAAACUGUACGAAGCGCGCCGCCGUACGAUGGCGACAUGCAACCUGAUCGCCUUCAUCGUCUUCACACUGUGGCCCUGCAUGCCACCCCGGCUACUCUCCGACCCAGACGUGGCCGGCGCUGUGGGCAAGGAGGCACGCAGCUUUGGCUUUGUCGACACGGUGCACGGCGCUGAGGGCGAGAGCUCCGUAUGGACGCAGAACAAGUUCUGCAAUCAAUAUGCCGCAAUGCCGAGUCUGCACUUUGGCUACUCGCUCCUGAUCGGCCUGACGAUUCUGAGCCUGCCGCUAGCGCCGCAGCAUCAGCGGAGCAGAGUGUUGAGUGUCCGGACGCCGUUCGCUGGCAAGACGAUGAGACUCAGGCUGCCGAGCGCGAGGAGGCUGGCGUGCUUGAUCGUUGGAAUCGCGUACCCUACCAUCAUUCUCGUGGCUAUUGUCGCAACGGCGAACCACUUCGUCCUCGAUGCCGUGGCGGGUGCAAUGGUGUGUGGGUUGGCGUGGACAGGGAAUAGGGUGUUGUUGAACUUGCUACCGCUGGAAGACUACUUUCUGUGGUGUGUGCGGAUCGACAAGCCUGAGCGUAGGGCGGUUCUUUUCGAAGACGGGGAGGACGAUGAGAGAGUACUGAAGAAGGGCGUCGUUGUCCACUAA